Messenger RNA from Bombus huntii, 1209 nucleotides. RefSeq lists its product as uncharacterized. The coding region runs from base 215 to 841 and encodes 208 amino acids. Gene Ontology annotation, cellular component: nucleus. The record is from RefSeq and is a predicted model, not a curated record. Lineage: Eukaryota; Metazoa; Arthropoda; Insecta; Hymenoptera; Apidae. The transcript is spliced from 5 exons. Gene Ontology annotation, biological process: regulation of transcription by RNA polymerase II. Gene Ontology annotation, molecular function: RNA polymerase II cis-regulatory region sequence-specific DNA binding; DNA-binding transcription factor activity, RNA polymerase II-specific.
UUUCCUUGUGGAUCCAACAACUGAUCUUUUUCGUGUUAUUUAACCCCUUAACCUACAACUACGGGCAUAGUCCGCAGUAGAUGAUCGGACCAAACGUAAAUAUUACGGGCAUAGCCCGUAGUACGAUGAUCGGGCCAAAUAUAAUAUAUAAUAUAAUAUAUAAUAGCUUGUUUACGUUUUCGGCCAAAAAUUCUUGAACGUAAAUCUUUCAGAGAUGGAUCUUGAUGAUGUUACUUUACUCGCUCAACAAAUUAGAGAAACAAACAAACUUUCCACAAAGGAUGCAACGUAUUUAAGAAGUUUGUGUAUACAGCUAAAAAAUCCUGUAUUACCACAACAUGAGAUUGAAACCCGUGCUGGAUCUCGUCCUCCAACACAUGAAGAAAUCAAAAAAUUUGAAGAAAUAGAAUCUAUUAAAAAAGGGUGUUAUAAUGCAUCAGAGGAUAAAAUAAUUAUUCAUAAUUGGAAAGAAUUUUGUAAGUUAAAUCACUGGAACAUUAAAGAGGUUGAACCAUUUUUACUCUUGAGAGAGGAAAAUAAAACAUAUAUACGCAGUAAAAAUGAAAGAAAAAGAUUUGUACAAUUUUUAGCAGAUGGUUUGCCAAAUAGAACUUUAUACAGUGUAUAUCACAGAUUUAGAACUUUGUAUGCAGAUAAUUUUCAAAGAAGGUUUCAUCCAGAUGAAGAUAGAAUGAUUUUGGAUCACUUAGAACAUAAUAUCAACCUUAAUCAGAGGCGGAAGUAUACAGAUUUAGCAAGAGUUUUAAAACGAACUCGAAUUUCUAUUUGGCGUCGUUAUAAACUACUCAAGAAAAAACGUUAUGGAAGAGAGAAUUAUUAAAUUUUGUAUUAGAUUUUUGAUAUUUGUAUGUAAAUCGUUCGGGUGCAUACUAGGUCUAUUCGAAAUCAGUUUCAUGUCAUUUAUUUCACCAUCAUGAAUUUUCAAUUGAUAUCAGACACCUUUUCUCGUUUGAAAAAUAAUGAUUUAGCAAGAUUUAUAAAACGAAGUUGCACUAGGUGUCCGCGUGGACAUGGUAUCCACCUCACAUAUAAAUGAAACAAACCGCUUGUCGAGUUAAUUGUCACAUCGUGUUGUUAAUUUUAUUUAUUUUCCAUAUUUCUGUAUAAUGCAUGUUUGGAUUUAAUUAAAUUAAAAACAUGUUAAUCGCAAAUCUUAUGUAUGAAUAAACAAUAUUGAAUAGAACAUAA